GACCCUCGUUCCCUCCUCUCCCCACCCCCGGCGGCGGCGGCUGCUGCUGUUGUCACCCACCGGGCCGCCUGUCCCGCUUGCCCUCCCCGCCGCGGGGCUUGCCGGGCCGGCCGGGCCGGGACAGGCGGCCGUCUCCUCUCUGCCACCGCCGCCGCCAUGCUGGCUGCUCGCCCACCCCACUGGGGGCCCCACCGCGCCCCAGCCCCCCGUGGGCCCCGCGCCAGCCCUGACCCGGGUCUCAGCGGCGGUGGCAGCCGAGGUGCAGGAUGCGAGAAGGCGCCCCCCGGCCGGGCUCCCGCUCCAGGCCUCGCUCCCCUGCGGCCCUCUGAGCCCACCAUGGCCGUCCCACCAGGCCAUGGUCCCUUCUCUGGCUUCCCAGGGCCCCAGGAGCACACGCAGGUAUUGCCUGAUGUGCGGCUGUUGCCACGGAGGCUGCCCUUGGCCUUUCGGGAUGCGACCUCAGCCCCGCUGCGCAAGCUCUCCGUGGACCUCAUUAAGACCUACAAGCACAUCAAUGAGGUAUACUAUGCGAAGAAGAAGCGGCGGGCCCAGCAGGCGCCACCUCAGGACUCGAGCACCAAGAAGGAGAAAAAGGUCCUGAACCAUGGUUAUGACGAUGACAACCACGACUACAUUGUGCGCAGUGGCGAGCGCUGGCUGGAGCGCUACGAGAUUGACUCACUCAUUGGCAAAGGCUCCUUUGGCCAGGUGGUGAAAGCCUAUGAUCAUCAGACCCAGGAGCUGGUGGCCAUCAAGAUCAUCAAGAACAAAAAGGCCUUCCUGAACCAGGCCCAGAUUGAGCUGCGGCUGCUAGAGCUGAUGAACCAGCACGACACAGAGAUGAAGUACUACAUAGUGCACCUGAAGCGGCACUUCAUGUUUCGGAACCACCUGUGCCUGGUGUUCGAGCUGCUUUCCUACAACCUGUACGACCUCCUGCGCAACACGCACUUCCGCGGAGUCUCGUUGAACCUGACGCGGAAGCUGGCGCAGCAGCUCUGCACAGCGCUGCUCUUCCUGGCCACGCCUGAGCUCAGCAUCAUUCACUGCGACCUCAAGCCCGAGAACAUCCUGCUCUGCAAUCCCAAGCGUAGCGCCAUCAAGAUCGUGGACUUCGGCAGCUCCUGCCAGCUUGGCCAGCGGAUCUACCAGUACAUCCAGAGCCGCUUCUAUCGGUCGCCUGAGGUGCUUCUGGGCACACCCUACGACCUGGCCAUUGAUAUGUGGUCCCUGGGCUGCAUCCUGGUGGAGAUGCACACUGGAGAGCCCCUCUUCAGUGGCUCCAAUGAGGUGGACCAGAUGAACCGGAUUGUGGAGGUGCUGGGCAUCCCACCAGCCCCCAUGCUGGACCAGGCACCCAAGGCUCGCAAGUACUUUGAACGGCUGCCUGGGGGUGGCUGGACCCUACGAAGGACAAAGGAACUCAGGAAGGAUUACCAGGGCCCCGGGACACGGCGGCUGCAGGAGGUGCUGGGCGUGCAGACGGGCGGGCCCGGGGGCCGGCGGGCGGGGGAGCCGGGCCACAGCCCCGCCGACUACCUCCGCUUCCAGGACCUGGUGCUGCGCAUGCUGGAGUAUGAGCCCGCCGCCCGCAUCAGCCCACUGGGGGCUCUGCAGCACGGCUUCUUCCGCCGCACGGCUGAUGAGGCCACCAACACGGGCCCGGCAGGCAGCAGUGCCUCCACCUCGCCCGCACCCCUUGAUACCUGCCCCUCCUCCAGCACCGCCAGCUCCAUCUCCAGCUCUGGAGGCUCCAGCGGCUCCUCCAGUGACAACCGGACCUACCGAUACAGCAACCGAUAUUGUGGGGGCCCCGGGCCCCCCAUCACUGACUGUGAGAUGAACAGCCCCCAGAUCUGAAGAGCCAGAUGAAGGGAGCGAGGGACUCUGCUGGGCCAACUCAUAGCCAAGUCCACAGCUACUUUAAAAUGUUUUUAUUUAGUAAUUUUGGGUUUACAGAAAGAUUGCAAAGAUAGUACAGAGACUUCCCGUACAUCCUACACCCAGCUCCCCCGCACGUUAACAUCUUACAUAACAAUAGUUUUACAUUUGUCAAAACCAAGACGUUAACAUUGGUUAGUGUUGGAUUAACAGAACUCCGAACUUUAUUCAUAUCCCCCCUGUUUUUCCACUAAUGUUCUUUUUCUGUUCCAGGAUCCAAUCCAGGAUACCCCGUUGCAUUUACUCGUCCUGUCUCCUUGGUCUCCUCCAAUCUGUGACGGUUUCUCAGUCUUUCCCUGUCUUUCAUGAUCUUGACAGUUUUGAGGCAUAUUGGUCAGGUAUUUUGUGGACUGUCCCUCAGUCUGGUUUUUUUCAUGUUCUCUCGGUUAGACUAUAGGCUGGGGAUGAAUCCCACUGAGACUCAGGUGACCUCAUUUCAUGAAGGUGGCAUCCACCAGGUAUCUUGCCCGCGGUAUUACUGUUCUGCCCUUUCCUUACUGUGCGUGUGUUAGGAGCAAGUCACAGCAUCCAGCGUACUCUCAAAGGGAGGAGAAUUGAAUUCCGUUUCCUAGAGGGAAAAAUGUCAGAUAUUGUCUUCAUAUAUAAAAACCACCACAGUAAUUGAUAAAUGUGGGAAGAUACUUUGAGGCUGUGCAAAUGUCCGGUCUCCUCAAAGUUCCUCCCCCUGAUUUUGGCAUCCAUCAAUGGAUCUUGCCUGGGACAGUUAAUAUGGUGGUUGUCUUUUUUUUUUUUUUUUUUAAGUAGGCUCAACGCCCAACAUGGGGCUUGAACUCGUGACCCUGAGAUCAAGAGCUGCACGCUCUACCGACUAUGCCAGCCAGGCACCCUUACUGUGGUGUUCUAAUGACGCUGCUUUUCUGUUUUCCUCAGUUCUUCCCUGUAUUUUAUUUGGAGUUCUUCUGUAUGAAGAUUUGUCCAUUCCACCCCAUUUAUUUUAUUUGUACAGUCAUUGAUUUAUAUCAGUAUGGACUCACGGAUAUUUUUUGUAUUCUUUCGGUAUAACCCAAUACCAUCAAAAUUUUUUCACUCAGAUUUUUACAGGUUUGGCCUAGAGGCCCUGUCAGGUUGGCUCCUGUGUUCUUUACUCCUUUUUUUUUUUCUCCCUCAAGCACCUCCUUACUUUCCAGCACUGUAAGGAGCCCCAGGCUUAUCUGGCACUUUCCCUGGUCCUUUUGCUGGAGAAUGGGAGUAGGAACCAAGGUCUGCGCCCUGGGUGUUUUCAUUGCCGGGUGUCACUGCUUCCAGUCGCUCUCAGCUGACAAAGCUAGAAGAUGUAUGUCUGUAUACAAACCGACGUGUACAUACACAUCUGCAUCUCUGAGCGUGUGUGUGCAGGUGGAUUCUGUGUCAAUGCUGAUGAGUGCACACUGGCCAGCUCUGACUCUACUCUAGCCCUGGAAGGUCCACUCCUGCCUACCCGCCCCCCCGCCCCGCCCUUGCUUUCUUUGUAACUUCUUUCUCUGACAAUGAGAACCUGGCUCAGUGGGCACCUUUUAGUGCUCAUCUUGUUGGCCACUGUGGCAAAAAUCAGCAGUGUUGGCCAUUCCUGCCUUCUCUAAGGACACUCUCCCCUUGGUUUCUGUGAUGCUGCUGUCCCCUGAUUUUUCUCCUCUGUCUUGUUUCUUUGCAAUAAGUUCCUCUGAUUUCACCAAUUCCUUAAGUGUUGGGGGCUCUUCUCUCCUCCCAGCCCCUGGGCCAUCUUAUCCACUUUUAUGGUCUGUUUCCUGUCUCUGUGCUGGUGAUGCCCAUUCUCUGUCCUUAGCCCCAACCUCUACCUUUAGCCCCACACUUGGGCAUCCUGCGGCUUCAUAAAGGCCCCUCACCCUCAGCCCUGAGUGACCCCUGGGCCCUUAACACUCAGUGUGUCCCAAAUUCCAAACCUUCUCCUUCAGGGGUGGCCCCUCCAUAUCCCAAGUUUCCACAAAGAACCCUGGGCCUCAUCCUUGAUGCUUUCCUCCCCAACAUGCGCGCGCGCGCGCGCGCACGCACCCAGCCCGACCCAUCAGCCUCCAUGGCUUGUGCACUAGGCCUCCUAGAUACCUCUCCCACCUGCCCUCUUCUCCCCUUUCAUGGCCCUGCCUUGGUCCAACCCCACCUCUCCCACCUCAUCUCGCCUGGCCUCCUCCCUGGGCCCCUGGCCUCCUUUUUCUCACUUUCACCCACCUCCACUUGGCAGUUAGAGGGAGUUCUGUAAAACACCAAUCUGAUCACGUGUUCCUGCUUGAAGCCUUUCCGUGUUUCUCCAGCAUCCUAAGGACAAGGUUCUAACUGAUCCUGAAGGCCUGGUGUGAUGUGGCCCCCGACCAUCACUCUGCCUGUCUCCCCAAGUGUCUAAGCUCCAGACACACAGAACAUGACGUCACCAGCUCUCUCACCUGGGCCUGUGCGUGGCCCCUCCCCCUGCCCCGCCCCCUCCAGUCUAGUCAAUCCCGCCCAACCCACACUCCACCCACGGUCUUCCCACGCAUAAAUUUUGAAAGGAUCCCAGACAUCAUCAUCUAUAAGGACGAUGAACAAAAUGUAACCAGUGGUCAUUGCUGAGUGUCGGAAGGGGGCAAGGGCCUUUACUUUUAAGAAAUUUUUUGCAGUGACUGUUUUCAUUGAACACCAACGUAACACCAACAGUAGUUGUGGGAGAAAAGGCUAGCAAGGGAGAAAAUCCCAUCAUGUUUGAAUUUUAAGAGGAAAAAACGUUCGGGAAGCGUCUUAUAACUUUAAACAUUCUGCAGCGGCAGGAAAAGCGCCGUCUUUCUCUGUGUGCACAGUAACAGUCAUCAGGCCAGAAUGGAAUUGCAAAUACCCAGCUAAGGGGAUUUUUCUCCUACUGAUUUUCACAGUGAUUGUAAACACAACUUGUGUAACUUCUCUAAAUGGUGUGAUGCAAGCGUUUGGAACAACUGUCAUAUAUAUCAGGGUUUCGUAGGUGUGAAGGAAGGCAACAGAAGUAUAUCGACCUAGGGAGAAUUCUUGUCUUUACUCUGAUACCAGGGACUAUUGGGACAAUGAACUCCAUGUAAAGGAAGUAGGAACACAUCUGCGUGGAGACACCCUGUGGUUUUGAACCUGGCUGGCAUGUGCUUUAUCAUGACAACUGCCUGCAUCUACCUGGCUCCUUCAUGCCAGAUGCCUUCCUAAGCCCUUUCCAUGCAUGAAUUCAGUAAUCCUCAGCCCUCGGGCAGCUACUGUUGUCAUCCCUGGGUUUCCAUGAGGUGUGAGAGUUGACAUCGGGGACUUCAGGUUCCCUAGCUAGUAAGUGACAGCACCAGGAUUCGAACCCAAGAGUUGGAAUCUGCCUUGACCCACCUUCCUCCCGGAUUCCAUUCUUAGAGGAUGACCACAUUUCUGAUCAUGCGAUUUCUUCUUUUUGGAAGAAGGACUUCAGUGAGCUUCUCCAUCUGCUAAAAUCUUUUUUGACAUCUGCAACUAUUUAUAAAGAACAACACGUUUUUUCGCUUUUAAGGAAAAUUUCAAACAAACACAAAAGUGGAGGGAAAAGUCUAAUGAAUGUCCCAUCUCUCAGCUUCAACAGUCAUGGCCAUUCUUGUUCCAUCCACAUCCUGCACAUUUUCUCCCCUGCUCAGUUACUCUACAGUAAAUACAAGUAUGUUGUAUUAAAAGACCUUUUUUAAAGAAAAGGUCACCUACCAUUCCUUGCCUCCAGUCCUCCCCCCUGUUGGCAAAUUGACCGCCUUCCCGAUUCUCUGUUCCCUUUCCCCUCGUUUUCCAAAUGCGGACGGAUCUGUGUGUGGUGUGCCACUAUCACCAGGCUCUGUCCCUGGCUCGUUUCCUGUAACCCUACCCCCCAGGCGCUUCUCGAGCCUGAAAACUAUCCCUCUUAGUGACCACGGACAGGCUGGUGUUGUUUGGCCUGCCCAGCCUCUGCAAUGGGACAUUUAAUCUGCUUGUGGCGUUUUGCCGUGAUAGUGGCCUCUGCCCUUAUUUGGGUUAUUUUCUGGAUGCCCUCUCCACUCAACCCAGGUCAGGCCUCCUGAACUUGUACACAGUAACCCCACUUUAAGCACACAUCCUCACCAUGGUCAGAAUGAAACAGGGAUUUGGGUCCUUCUCUAUUAAUUGCCUAGGGGCUUCAUGAGGUCAGGAAUCAGGUCUGUCCUUGUCCCUGCUGUGUCCCCAGCAUCACCGAGCACAGGGCCUGGGAUGCAGUAGGUGCUCAGGAGUGGUGAUGCACUAAUGAAUGAAUGAUUGCCAAGGUCAGUAGCUGAGUGUUUGUCACGAGGGCAACAGGAAGCCACAGAAGUGUUUCAGACAGAACUGGACCCAUUUUUCUCAAAACUCAAGUGCGUGUGAAUCCCCUGGGAUCCUGUUAAAAUGGAGAUCCUGAGUUAGUGGGGCUAGGGAGGGCCUGCGAUUCUGUAUUUCUUGCAAGCUCCCCACUGACGCCAGUGCUUUGGGUAGCAAGGGUCUAGCUGUGCUGCUCAGUGCAGCACGUGGCUGUCGAGCACUUGAAAUGUGGCCAGUGUGAACUGAGAUGUACCCGCAGUGUAAGAUGCCCGCCAGAUUUCAAAGACUUAGUACAAAAAAAAGAGAAUGUAAAAUAUCUCAUUAAUAAUUUUUAUAUUGAUCACAUGUUAAUAUGGUAAUAUUUUGGCUAUAUCAGGUUAAAUAAAAUAGAUUAUUAAAAUUCA
This is a messenger RNA of Leopardus geoffroyi (Geoffroy's cat), 6608 nucleotides long. It is a transcript of the gene DYRK1B, whose product is annotated as dual specificity tyrosine phosphorylation regulated kinase 1B. Gene Ontology annotation, cellular component: nucleus. Gene Ontology annotation, biological process: positive regulation of DNA-templated transcription; protein autophosphorylation; peptidyl-threonine phosphorylation. Bases 157 to 1860 code for a protein of 567 amino acids. NCBI's taxonomy places the organism in Eukaryota, Metazoa, Chordata, Mammalia, Carnivora, Felidae. The record is from RefSeq and is a predicted model, not a curated record. The transcript is spliced from 11 exons. Gene Ontology annotation, molecular function: protein serine/threonine/tyrosine kinase activity; protein serine/threonine kinase activity; transcription coactivator activity.